UGCAAUAAAUUGUCCCUACCGGACACCGUAGCAUCAUACAAACUGUCAUGGUGAACGCCACACACAGCAUGCGAUCUUCUGAAUCGCUUCGCUAUGCUGAGUAUAUGCCGGGGACCGUAACUGGCAGUUCAGGAACAGCCCACGAUCGGAGGCUGGGUGGAACUCUAAUUGCAGUGGGACUUGGUGUGGCAGCUGCUGCCUUUGCAGGUCGCUUUGCCUUUCAGCUAUGGAAACCCUUGGGUCACAUUAUAUCCGAAAGUGCUAAGAAAUUUCCUACACCAAGUCUUUCUUAUUACUACAAAGGGGGAUUUGAACAGAAAAUGAAUAAGAGAGAAGCUAGCCUUAUUCUUGGUAUCAGCCCUUCUGCGAGCAAAUCCAAGAUUCGGGCAGCACAUCGGCAAAUCAUGAUUUUAAAUCAUCCGGAUAAAGGCUCCUUCGGAUUCCCCCGAGACUUCACUACAACGAUCUGUGGACCAAGGCUUCUUAAGGCAGAGUGCUGAGGCUUACAGCUCCAUUGGUCUGGAGCAUUCCCACAUUCCGGGCGGAUCUCCUUACCUAGCGAUGAAAAUAAAUGAAGCCAAGGACCUAAUGGACUCUAGCACCAAGCAUUAAGAAAUAUCAAUUAAUUUAUAUUUAGAUACAUAUUGUAUUAACUAUUCCAUUUUAUUAUUUGUAUUUGUUCUGAUAAAUGGUGUUAUGAAAAGCGCAUAUAUAUUUUGUUUUCUAUUCCACUGCUAGUCAGAAACUGUAUUUGAUCAAUUCUAGCAAUUUUAAUUAAUUUCAGUAUAAUUAUUUUUAAUUAGUGAUGUGGUUACGUUAUGAAAUACUUGUUAAAUGUAUUUUGAGAGAUUGUGAAAAUAAGCAUAAGACAGACUUUUAGUUUGUUUAAUGAUAUUAUGUCUAACAUAAAACAAAAACCAUACAUAAAAAAUGGAAUCUAUUUUACUAUCCAGAUUUUUAUUUUUCAUCAGUUUGUAUCGGUGCCAAGGCAAAUACAUUAUGCUGUAACCUUGGCAGACUCAUAAGAGCAGCAGUAAAGCAGGAGCAAUGGAUGCUUCAUCAAAUUGUGUGCCUGGAUCCCAGCUGUUGUAAUAAGGGCUAUCAGCUGACUUUGCAAUCAUUUGUGCCUUUGGUCUGCGUCCGAUGCAAUGCACGUUCACUUGAUGUGCAAAUGAAUAAAUAUGUAAGAAAAUGUUUUAUUUGC
This is a messenger RNA of Bombina bombina (fire-bellied toad), 1204 nucleotides long. RefSeq names its product DnaJ heat shock protein family (Hsp40) member C15 (gene DNAJC15). Gene Ontology annotation, biological process: protein import into mitochondrial matrix. Gene Ontology annotation, cellular component: PAM complex, Tim23 associated import motor. Bases 48 to 500 code for a protein of 150 amino acids. Lineage: Eukaryota; Metazoa; Chordata; Amphibia; Anura; Bombinatoridae. Gene Ontology annotation, molecular function: ATPase activator activity. The transcript has 7 exons. The record is from RefSeq and is a predicted model, not a curated record.